This is a messenger RNA of Drosophila virilis, 727 nucleotides long. RefSeq lists its product as uncharacterized. The record is from RefSeq and is a predicted model, not a curated record. Lineage: Eukaryota; Metazoa; Arthropoda; Insecta; Diptera; Drosophilidae.
UAACAGCCGUGCGAGGUUAAAGCAACAACACGGCAACCCACCCACAAUUCACAAAAAAAAAAAAAAAAAAAAAAACAAACAAAAACACACACACACCCACACACACACACACACACACAACAAAACAGAAACAAAAUGGGCAGCUGUUGCUCAAAGGAUUUGGAUGAUAAGCGCUCCUGGAGUCCCGAGGAGACCAAAAAUGGCAGCACCACAUCGACUAUCAUAGCACAGCCCAUGGAUGAUGUGGGCAGCACGGGUGUUUUUACGUUAACGCGCACCACAACAACAACGACAACAACAACAACAAAACAGCAGCAGCAACAGCAACAGCAACAACAACAUCAAGAACAACAGCAACACAUAACAGCAAAUGCAGUUGAUCCUGAUGCAGAUCCUGAGGCUAAGCAGUAGCCACAAGCUGCAACACUUCAAAAGCUCUUAAUUCAAAUUGCCUUCUCUUUUUUUUUUUUUUACCUAAUUCCAUAAUUUUGUUAACUAAGCAUAUAUGUACAUACAUAUAUACAUAUACACAUAUACUAUAUAUAUAAAUAAUAUUUUUUUUUAAAACAUUUGUGACAUGUGUGUUUGCUUGACAAGAGGCAGAGCCAGAGCCAGAGCCAGUGCGUGCGAGUGUGUGUCUGUGAAUAUAUUUACAGUGAUGAAUACGUUGUACUGUUAUUAUUAUGCUCAAAGAGAGUUAAAACGCGUAAUAAACAUUUAACUGUAA